Molecule: messenger RNA, 1407 nt
Organism: Brenthis ino (lesser marbled fritillary)
Lineage: Eukaryota; Metazoa; Arthropoda; Insecta; Lepidoptera; Nymphalidae
Source: the annotation of a GenBank genome assembly
AUGCUCUAUUUUCGGCGACUAUUUGUAAGUGCCUUAUUGGUACUUUUAGUUACAUCGGCUAACGCUGAUACUGACGAUUCUGAUGAUGAAGUUACUGUUGAGGCUGUGGAAGAAGAGCAAUACCAAAGCCCAGAAAUUGAUCCCAAGAAAUUUUAUCUAGCAGAGCAUUUUGAUGAUGAAGCCGCAUUUAAAAAGAGAUGGAUUAAAUCUGAAGCAAAGAAACAGGGUGUUGAUGAAAAUAUUGCUAAAUAUGAUGGCAUAUGGGAGAUCCAAGCACCAUCAAGACGCAUUAUGAAGAAUGAUUUGGGCCUUGUCCUCACAACAGAAGCGAAGCAUGCGGCAAUAUCUGCUCUGUUGGACAGACCCUUUGAGUUCAAGGACAAACCACUUGUUGUCCAAUAUGAAGUUACAAUGCAAGAAGGUCAAAACUGUGGUGGGGCGUACCUCAAACUUCUUUCCCGCGGGAUGAACACCAAGGCCGAUCUCCGUCAGUUUCACGACCAAACGCCGUACACCAUCAUGUUCGGGCCCGACAAGUGUGGGAAUGACAACAAACUGCAUUUCAUCUUCAGACAUAAGAACCCCCUAAAUGGCACCAUCGAAGAGAAACACAGCAAGAAACCUACGCAACGUCUCGAUGACAUUUACAAAGACAAAGAACCACAUCUCUACACUCUGAUUGUCCGUCCGGACAACACAUUCACCAUAUUAGUAGAUAACAAGGAGGUCAACUCCGGCUCGCUGUUGGAGGACUUCACCCCUCCAGUCAAUCCCCCGGAAGAGAUUGAGGACCCUAAUGACAGGAAACCUGAGGACUGGGAUGAGAGGGAGAAGAUAGUGGACCCCACCGCCACGAAGCCCGCGGACUGGGACGAGAGCGCGCCGGCGCAAAUCGUGGACCCCAACGCGGUGAAGCCCGACGGCUGGCUUGACGACGAGCCGGAGACAAUACCAGAGCCGGGUGCGACGAAGCCGUCGGACUGGGACGAGGACAUGGACGGCGAGUGGGAGGCGCCGCACGUGGACAACCCGCGCUGCGAGGCCGCGCCCGGCUGCGGGCCCUGGUCGCCGCCCAACAUACCCAACCCCAACUAUAAGGGCGUGUGGCGCGCGCCGCUCAUCCCCAACCCCAACUACAAGGGCAAGUGGACGCCGCGCCGCAUCCCCAACCCUCACUACUUCAACGACCAGCACCCCUUCCGCAUGACGCCUAUCCACGCGGUGGGCUUCGAGCUGUGGUCGAUGUCGCCGCAGCUGCUGUUCGACAACGUGGUGGUGAGCGACGACGAGGCGGCGGCGGCGGCCUGGGCGCGCGCCACCUUCCUGCUCAAGCGCGCCCGCCUCGCGCGCGACUCGGUAUGCCGCCGCACGCGACCACUAUACACGACCACUACACACGAUCACCAC